AUGGAAUCCUCAUCCGAAACAAUCCCACUCCAGACUCAACCUCAGCAACAAGCACUCUUUGCCGGUACCGCGACAAAUGCUACCCCCGAGAAGGGUACCGCAAAUCGUGAAGUAUCAAAGUGGAAGCCAGGAAUUGUCAGAAGAUUCCCAAUCUUUGGUCUCAUCCCUAUGAUGUUGAGCAUAGCUUGCACUGCAAUUGCCGUCGCUGUUAUUCUCUUGAGUGAGGGUACACCAGUGGAUGGAUGGUGGUCCGGCGUCAGACAACCUGGCGUUCUCUUGGCUUAUACCUCGACAGUUGCUAAUACUUUGAUGGCCAUAUCUUUCGUCAAAGGGUCUGUGGUCUUUUUCUGGACACAAGCGGUAAUGGGAGAAAUGAGAAUCAGUAGCUUACAUUACUACUGGAUGGGAUCUACCGGUAUUCUUGGGGCUCUCAAAGCGAUCUGUCUCAGAAAAGCUACUCGCUGUCCAAUCUUAGUCGCAAUUACAACUCUCCUUCGUGGCCCUCUGAUACAAAGAGCCUCCUUUGUUGUCAACGUGCCAGUUGCUGGAGGCACGAUCGAUCUGCAGGUGCAGCCAGAUAUGGACAAUGAUUGGGGCGGGACCACAGAUGCAAGCCAUACGCAGGUUUACUUUCACCCUCACUUCUCAACUGUCAUUGCGGAGUUUCUGUCCAAGACUCAAAUUACCAUUGGCGGGGAGAAGUGUCAAGACUGCUCUUUUGAAAUUCAAGCUUUUGGCUUUAAUGUCACGAACUGUACCUCGGAAGCCACGGAUAAAUACGACUUCGCGGACAUUGACAAUUGGGGAACAAGCAUCACCCUAUUCAAAACCAAUGUUAUAGUCAGCGACUCCUUCAACUAUGGAAAAUCGUUGACUAUUACCGCAGUACGAAAGAACACCCAAGAUUGCACUGGUCAGCUGAUUGAAGAGGUAUGUGAGCUUGUUCCCGCGUCAAUCAACUACCAUCUCAAUCUGAAGGGAGACAUCGCAACGUUCAAGUCAGACAAUUGGAAAGACGACUCUGCCUUGAGACAUUUGUAUCAUGUCGAACAACCUACAACACCUAGGAAUAUGACUGUGCCCUCACCACCAGAAAACAGUGACUGGGUCCCUACGGAAACCACCAUACUGCCGCUUCAAAGAAUCGGACAAGCCAUUUUCAAGUCAGAACUAGAGGUAAACAUGUCAUUUACGGGAUCAUCGCACACGUGGUCUUCGACAACUGCCCAGGAACAAGUCCUACCCAAAAUCUUCUUCGCAGGUAGAAAGAGCUUAGAAUCGGAUGACUACUGUUUAGAAUACUAUACGAGCCCGAUGGACUAUAUUAUCAAAAACUAUCGCGAGCUAGCCUUUCGCAUCUCCGUCCGCGCGGGGGCGGAAAAGAAACUGAACCAAACGGUUCCAUAUAUCAGCCAUCUAGUCCACGCAAAAUACGCCGCUAGCGUUCCAUCGCUCAUUCUUGGCAUCAUAAUCAGCGUGCUUGGGCUACUGGCGACACUGAUCCUUUUCUGGGGUUGGUGGAAGAUGGGGAGAAGCUUUUCGAUGAGCCCGCUGGAGCUCGCAAACGCGAUUCUUUGCCCUGGUCCGGAUCCUUCCACUGAAACAGGAAAUGGGGACAUUGAGCUCGAACUCUCAACAAUCUUUGCCAACUGCAGCAGCAAUGCUUCAGCUGAGAAACUGGCAAAGCAAGUCGGUCAAAAGGUUGUUGAAGCUGAUAGGAAACAACUAGAGCCAACGUUGCAGUAUGGUGUGCUGGAGAGUACGGGUCGUUUGGCUUUUGGCUUUACCAAGUCGGGGCUUGUUCGGGAGCCAAAGGAAGGGGAGUUGCUAUAA
This is a messenger RNA of Neurospora tetraspora, 1833 nucleotides long. RefSeq lists its product as uncharacterized. The coding region runs from base 1 to 1833 and encodes 610 amino acids. The record is from RefSeq and is a predicted model, not a curated record. NCBI's taxonomy places the organism in Eukaryota, Fungi, Ascomycota, Sordariomycetes, Sordariales, Sordariaceae. The transcript is spliced from 6 exons.